CGUCCGCUCUUCAAGCAGCCGCUCGGGGGUGGUGGAAGAGCCAGUGAGGAGAGCACGACGGCGGCGGAGCCAUCGGUGGACGACCCGGGGGAAAGCGAGGCCCAAGCCUGUGCAUCGAGGAUCAGAAUGGUUUCAAUCCCAGAAUACUAUGAAGGCAAGAAUGUUCUCCUCACUGGAGCUACCGGUUUCCUAGGAAAGGUACUUCUGGAGAAGUUGCUGAGGUCUUGUCCAAAGGUGAAUUUAGUAUAUGUUUUGGUGAGGCAGAAAGCUGGACAGACACCCCAAGAGCGAGUAGAAGAAGUCAUCAGUGGCAAGCUCUUUGACAGAUUGAGAGAUGAAAAUCCAGAUUUUAAGGAAAAAAUUGUAGCAAUCAACAGUGAACUUACCCAACCUAAACUGGCUCUUAGUGAAGAAGAUAAAGAGAUCAUCAUAGAUUCUACCAAUAUUAUAUUUCACUGUGCAGCUACAGUAAGGUUUAAUGAAAAUUUAAGAGAUGCUGUUCAGUUAAAUGUGAUCGCUACACGACAGCUUAUUUUCCUUGCACAACAAAUGAAGAAUCUGGAAGUGUUCAUGCAUGUGUCAACAGCAUAUGCUUACUGCAAUCGAAAGCAUAUUGAAGAAGUAGUCUAUCCACCCCCUGUGGAUCCCAAGAAACUGAUUGAUUCUUUAGAAUGGAUGGAUGAUGGCUUAGUAAAUGAUAUCACGCCCAAAUUGAUAGGAGACAGACCUAAUACAUACAUAUACACGAAAGCAUUGGCAGAAUAUGUUGUACAACAAGAAGGAGCAAAGCUAAAUGUGGCAAUUGUAAGACCAUCAAUUGUUGGUGCCAGUUGGAAAGAACCUUUUCCAGGAUGGAUUGAUAACUUUAAUGGACCAAGUGGUCUCUUUAUCGCGGCAGGGAAAGGAAUUCUUCGAACAAUGCGUGCCUCCAACAAUGCCCUUGCAGAUCUUGUUCCUGUAGAUGUAGUUGUCAACACGAGUCUUGCAGCAGCCUGGUAUUCCGGAGUUAAUAGACCAAGGAACAUCAUGGUGUAUAAUUGCACAACAGGCAGCACUAAUCCUUUCCACUGGGGUGAAGUUGAAUACCAUGUAAUUUCCACUUUCAAGAGGAAUCCUCUCGAACAGGCCUUCAGACGGCCCAAUGUAAAUCUAACCUCCAAUCACCUUUUAUAUCAUUACUGGAUUGCUGUAAGCCAUAAGGCCCCAGCAUUCCUGUAUGAUAUCUACCUCAGGAUGACUGGAAGAAGCCCAAGGAUGAUGAAAACAAUAACUCGUCUUCACAAAGCUAUGAUGUUUCUUGAGUAUUUCACAAGUAAUUCUUGGGUUUGGAAUACUGACAACGUCAAUAUGUUAAUGAAUCAACUAAAUCCUGAAGAUAAAAAGACCUUUAAUAUUGAUGUAAGGCAGUUACAUUGGGCAGAGUACAUAGAGAAUUACUGCAUGGGCACUAAGAAAUAUGUUUUGAAUGAAGAAAUGUCUGGCCUCCCUGCAGCUAGAAAACAUCUGAACAAGUUGAGGAACAUACGUUACGGUUUCAAUACCAUCCUUGUGAUCCUGAUCUGGCGCAUUUUUAUUGCAAGAUCACAAAUGGCAAGAAACAUCUGGUACUUUGUGGUUAGUCUGUGUUACAAGUUUCUGUCAUACUUCCGAGCAUCCAGCACUAUGAGAUACUGAAGACAAGAAUUUAGCAUUAGAACAUCUAUGCAUAUGUGGUGGUCUAAAUGCACAAAUGUAAAAUGUACUUAAGUCAUCUCACCUUUUGUCAAGAUAUUAAAUCAUCUUAGAUCGGAGUGUGGAGUAAAUUAUGGUACAUUUUAUGUAACAUUUUAAUGUUUAUGCUCAUAAAAAUCUAGUGAACACACUGUGGUAUGCUAGCUCAAAUCUGCAAUAGCCACCAAAACCGUGACGUAAUAUUUUGAUCCCUUGGGAAAAGGGGUGGGGUGAGGGUAGGAGUGGGGAUAUGGGAACACUGACCAGUAUAACUGUGCAAUUCUGGAACAUAUUAAUUAAAAUAUGCCUUAACAUACAGUGAAUUCUAAUUUUUAAUAUCUAGUGCAAUGGAAAGCAUUUAUUUGGAAAGGAAUAUUAGCUAAGUUGGUAGAUAUUUGAUUCUUCAGUGUUUGAUUUUUUCAUCAGUUGAAAUUUUGUUAAAAUUAUAGCCAACUUAUUUUCACAUUAUCUUGUAAGUUAUUGAGUGGUCUCAGACAUGAAAGACAUGUUCUCAUUUUUCUUUCUCUGAUUAGAGGUCUGAUGCAUAUCAUUUUCCUAUAAGCAAUCAGUUGCUUUCAUAAUCAGAAGGCUAUAUAUUCUAAAGAUCCCACUGGAUCUAAAUGGGUUUGAAAAUCCAUAUCAAUAUGCUAUGUGUUUUUUUUUGAAGGGAAAUUCAAAUGAAUUAAAUAAGACUAUUAGCAUCAAAAAAUAAGAAUACAUUUUUCUUGUCCACAUAAUGACCAAAUAGAAAUCAAUCCUGUGAGAUGUUCAUGUUUUGAAGCUGGAGGAUUUCUUAAGACUUUGGCAAAUGGGAGCUGGCGGGGUUGGGGAGGAUUCACCAUACUUGUGCUCUCCUCCCUUUAUAAAUGUUUUUAAUGAGACUUUAAAAAGGCUUAUGCUGUCUUUCCAAUGAAAACUGAAAGUGCAUUAUUAUGGAAAAAUGUUUUUGCAGGUAGAUAUAACAUUAAAAAAAUAUUCUUACAUGUGUGUAAACACAUACUAACUUUUGACCUUGAGAACUGAAUUCCCACAAGAAAAAUAAAAUAAUGCAUAAAAUAAUGUGUAUUAAAUUAAAUAAAGGACUUUAUUUACUUACCACAUAAAGUAGCAAACUGUUGAAUGAGUUUGAAGAUACCAUUUAUUUUUUCUGCAUGUGGUUUUAGCUUUAGAAAGAAAUGCACUAUAGAAACAAGUAAUAGCAAGAAAAUUAAUGUAUAUUUUAAUGAUAUAUUAUAAUUCCCUUUAAACCUUAAUAGUAGUUAACUCUCCUUACUGUUUUAUAUUUUGUUGAGCAAAUUGACCAGCAUAACAUGUUUUAAUUUAGCUGAUCAAGUUGUACUAUAUUUAAAUCAUCAACAGUAUAUCUUGAAUAUGUUUAAUGAGGUCAGUUCAUAAUACAAAAACUUACAUAGAACUUUACAUCUUAAUUUUCUUUGUCAGUUUAUAUGCAAUGUAUAAGAAGUUUAUUUUGUUAUUGUGAAAAAAUGAAAUGUAAAGGAAAUCCCCUUCUUCCAUGCAGGUGUGUAAUCUUGAAAAGGAAAAAUGCUUCCAUGUUGAAGCCACAUUUUCUGUAGUAAAACUUUAAAACAUUAUUUUAAAAGAAAUAUGAAUGUAAAUAUGCAUAUGUAUAUAUAUAUUCUUUGGAAUGACCCUGAAGUCUCUGGUCUAGGACCAUACCUUGUAUAAGGUGUGAGAGACCAUGACAGUGUCUAAAGAUGGAGUAAAAGACAAUGCCUUUGAUUUAAAGUGGCCCACAUAAUCAACUAUAGGUGCUCUGUACAUUGAGAGCUCCAUCUCUUCAAGUGUGUUUCCCUAGUGUGUUGAGAACAUGCUCACAUUUGUAUGAUUUUUACACUUUUGCCAAAUAUACUGAGAAUUAGAUGAAUUGUCUUUGUAUCUUGAAAAAGAUUCAGGUACAAUUUCAGCAGGCAUGUGAAAUACAUAUGGGCUGUAUGCCUUUUGAACUACGUCAUUGUUCUUAUAAUCUAACUUAAAGAAAUGCUAUCUGGGAGGGUGCUGAGGCCACUGCAUUAAUUUUGUGUGUUCAUUUAACAGAAUUUGUUGUCAAAAGAAAGCUAAUGAAUAAAUUAACAUGUCAUUUUGGAACUUAAAGUUCUAAAAUUAGUAUAAAGGGCACAUGGAUUGUUGAUCCCCACUAACUAGACUUCAAGCUUAACUCGAACUUAAAAAUUUUGGGAAUCAUUUAUAUUUGUCAUUUGCUAGAAAUGGUUUUUAGUUCUGUUUGAUUAUAUUUUCUAUACAAACUUAGUUUUUAACAGGAUAGCCUAAUAAAUAAAUUUAAUAUUUCAUUUAACUCGGUAAAGCUGUAUUGCAAAACAUUUAUUUUUCUUUCCCUAUUCAUUCUUGAGUCUAUAAUUGUGUCAUAUGCAUUUGUCAUUUGUGACUAUAUUUAGAUUUGACUUGGCAACAUUAAUAUGUCCUAAAACUCAACACAGAGAAGCAUGGCAAUAUGUUCUUUGACUUAAGGAUGGUAUAAAAUAAACAUUCUUUGAAUCUGUGUAAUAAAGCAUGGAAGCAGGGAGGAAAAAAUCUUUAUUUCUCCCCUUUUUUUGUGUUUGUGUGUAGGAGCUGGUUCAGGGUUUUUUGCUUUUUGUUUUAAAUGUAAAUUGAUACUCUUCUAUACAAAGUAAAUAGAAGCAUUAUUGGUGCCUUUGUUUAUAAACCAGAAAGUAAUAAAUGAAUCCCUAUAUUUCCAUUAUAGUAUUUAUUGUAUUUUUACAAUAAUUAUCUUGGAAAUUACCAGUGAGAUACUGUGGUUAGGCUUACAGGAAACAUCCUCACUUAUACUUCUUUCUUAUCUCUUUUCGGGUGUACUCAUCACUUCUUAUAUCCUAAUUUUACUUAUGCCCACGUUUCUUAGCAUUUUAGGGAAGCACAUAGUCGGGAUGAAUACAUUUUGUUAAAGUAUUAUUUUUAUGUAUUUGCUGAGAUGAAAUGGUCCUUUUCUUUUCUAAAAGCAGUAUGAGAAGAUUACCAGGGUGUUGUUAGGUUCCAGCUACUCUCCUCCACGUUGAAUAUCAAUUUAAUAGAGACUGUGUAAAAGAAAGCAUCAGGCUGGGGGUCAGGUGAGUGCAGAUGGCCAAGCUUGCUCUUUGAGGCUGACUCCAAGCCCUGGCUUAAAACCAUUAGCACUGACUUGCUCUUUUUUGAGAAAAACUCUCUAACUUUUUGCAUGAGAAACUAGAGAAAGGAAUGUGUGCUGCAUAACUUGAUAUAGAAAUGAGUUAAUUAAUUAGUCUCUGGUAAAAGAAAUAUGAAAUAUUUUCUUACUGAAUUAAUAUUUUUAUCUCUAAGCAUUUUCUAGUUUUAGGAUGAAUUUGUCUUUUUUUAAAAUACAUCUCUGCUACCCUUAAGAUUCCUAAACAAAUCACCUUUGUCAAUUGAGCAUAGUUGUGCAAAAUUGUUAAAUACUUCCUUUGUUUUUUCUUAAUUAAAGAAAAAUUUGAGUAACAUUAA
Molecule: messenger RNA, 5187 nt
Organism: Myotis brandtii (Brandt's bat)
Lineage: Eukaryota; Metazoa; Chordata; Mammalia; Chiroptera; Vespertilionidae
Gene: FAR1
Product: fatty acyl CoA reductase 1
Exons: 12
Coding region: 127-1674 (515 amino acids)
Biological process (GO): long-chain fatty-acyl-CoA metabolic process
Cellular component (GO): peroxisome
Molecular function (GO): alcohol-forming very long-chain fatty acyl-CoA reductase (NADP+) activity
Source: RefSeq, a predicted model, not a curated record